Messenger RNA from Salvia miltiorrhiza (redroot sage), 2595 nucleotides. RefSeq names its product vacuolar-sorting receptor 6-like. Lineage: Eukaryota; Viridiplantae; Streptophyta; Magnoliopsida; Lamiales; Lamiaceae. The transcript has 11 exons. Gene Ontology annotation, molecular function: calcium ion binding. The record is from RefSeq and is a predicted model, not a curated record. The coding region runs from base 494 to 2377 and encodes 627 amino acids.
GGCGAACUGAAAUAAGUGAAUGAUCAAAAUAUAGUACCAAACUUACUUUAGAAUGAAGAUAAGUGAUUAAGAAGCUAUAUAAGAAAUCAUUUUAGUGGUAAACGCUAAUAUACGUUGUAUUUUAGCACCAAAACAUACAAUUUUGGUGUUGUCAAGACUGACGAUGUAGAAGAAGAAUAGUAGUAAUAUGUAGAAAGUUAGCCAUGGAAAUUGAUGCUCCGUUGAGCACGUCGUGGUUUGUCCCUUUGUUUACGCUCUCUGUAGUUAACUUCACGUCAUGGCAUGACCUUGAACAACAACAACAACUUGCACCAUCCAAAUCAACUUGUAAUAAUAUUAGUAUGAGGUGUUUGUGAUUUUUUAUAACACGAGCAGUAGACCUCACGCCUAAGUCUUCGCUCCCACCCAUCUUUUUCCUUCCUCCUUAAUUCUUCAUUAAACACCACCAUCUCCAUCUCCAUCUCCAUCUCCAUCUCCGCCUCUGUUAAUCGACAUGGCUUGUAUGUUUGCGGUUGCUUUAUUAUUAUUAUUGUCAUUAGCAGUGGAAUCUCGAUUCGUGGUGGAGAAGAGCAGCAUCAGCGUGGUGUCUCCUUCCAGUCAGCGGUCGAAACACGACGCUGCCAUCGCCAACUUCGGCGUGCCUAACUACGGCGGCUCCUUGACGGGCACUCUGCUUUAUCCCGACAAGGCCCAGGUUGGCUGCUCCUCCUUCGACGGCGAUAAGCCCUUCAAGCCCCCCAAGUCCUCUCGCCCCACCAUUCUCCUCCUCGAUCGCGGAGAGUGCUUCUUCGCGCUCAAGGUGUGGAACGGGCAGCAGGCGGGAGCCUCGGCUGUUCUAGUGGCGGACACCAUAGACGAGCCCCUCAUCACCAUGGAUUCACCCCAGGAACGCAGCCCCGAAGCCGACGGGUACGUGGAGAAGAUCGGCAUCCCCUCCGCCCUCAUCAGCCGCGCCUUGGGCGACGCCCUCAAGGAAGCGCUCAAGAACGGCGAGGACGUGGUGCUCAAGAUUGACUGGUCGGAGUCGAUGCCCCAUCCCGACGAGAGGGUGGAGUACGAGCUCUGGACUAACAGCAACGACGAGUGCGGCAGCCGCUGCGACGAGCAGAUGAACUUCAUCAAAAACUUCAAGGGGCACGCCCAGAUUCUGGAGAAAGGAGGUUUCACGCAGUUCACGCCACACUACAUCACCUGGUAUUGCCCUCGAGAUUUCAUUCAGACGGAGCAGUGCAAGACGCAGUGCAUCAACCGCGGCAGGUACUGCGCCCCCGACCCCGAGCUCGACUUCAGCCAGGGCUAUCAAGGGAAAGACGUUGUGUUGGAGAAUCUAAGGCAGCUCUGCGUCCACAGAGUCGCCAACGAGACCAACCGCUCCUGGAUUUGGUGGGAUUAUGUUUCUGACUUCCAUAUUAGAUGUUCCAUGAAGCAAAAGAGGUACAGCAAGGAAUGCGCAGAGCAAGUCAUGAAAUCACUCGGUAUCCCGGUUGAGAAGAUAAGCAAGUGCAUGGGUGACCCCGAAGCUGAUACUGAAAAUGAAGUCCUCAAAAUCGAGCAGGAGCUUCAGGUUGGUCAUGGAUCGCGUGGUGAUGUGACCAUCUUACCAACUAUGGUGAUGAAUAAUGUUCAAUACAGGGGGAAGUUGGAGAGGAAUGCAGUGCUGAAAGCUAUAUGUGCGGGGUUCAAGGAGACUACGGAGCCUCCUAUUUGCCUGAGCGGAGAUGUAGAAACAAACCAGUGCCUUGAGAAUAAUGGAGGGUGUUGGCAUGACAAGGAAUCUAACAUAACAGCCUGCAAGGACACGUUCAGGGGAAGAGUCUGCGAAUGCCCUCUCCUAGCAAGUGGCGUUCAGUUUCAAGGAGACGGAUACGAAUCAUGUCAAGCUGUUGGUCCGGGGAGAUGCGCCCUUAACAAUGGUGGCUGCUGGUCUGACACCAAAAACGGAGUCAAGUUCUCAGCAUGCAAGGAAAAUGGUCUCUCAGGGUGCCUUUGUCCAUCUGGCUUCACUGGAGAUGGUCAAACAUGUCAAGACGUGGAUGAAUGCAAAUUAGGGACAGCCUGUCAGUGCGACGGAUGUAGCUGUAAGAACACAUGGGGUGGAUUUGAGUGCAGUUGCAGCGGAGACCAAAUCUACAUAAAGGAGCACGAUACCUGCAUCGAAAGGAGAAGCUCCAAAGUGGGUGGAAUUCUUACCGUUGUGGUGCUAGCCGUAGUGAUGAGUGCUGGAAUAGCUGGUUACAUAUUCUACAAAUACAGGCUACGGUCUUACAUGGACUCGGAGAUAAUGGCUAUCAUGUCGCAAUACAUGCCUCUCGAUAGCCAGCAGCUUGUCCAUCACGACACACAACCAUUGACGCAUUCUUCUUCUUCUUCAGUUUAAGUUGCUGAGUGAUCAUAUCCUGUCCUGUCCCAUACAUUUUCCACACCAUAUUGUUCCUAGAUAUAAACACACAAAAGACUAGUGGUUCUGUACAUAACGUUUUUGAGAUGAUGUAAACCCCCCACACACACAUAGCCUUCAAAGUAUACGAUUUCACAGUUGAGACACCUCUUGUGACUUGUGAUGUAUAUUAAGGGAAAGGUUUUGGUUUCUUGUCA